Molecule: messenger RNA, 1182 nt
Organism: Moneuplotes crassus
Lineage: Eukaryota; Ciliophora; Spirotrichea; Euplotida; Euplotidae
Source: the annotation of a GenBank genome assembly
AAUUAAACAAGUUUCAUCAGAACUCUAAAGUGAUGUCUAAAGAAUAUAUCCUUAACUCAGCUUUAAAAGGAAAAAGCAAGAAGAGAAAAUCUUCCUGCGGGUUUGGUCUCCCUAAAAUGGUCAGAAUUGUCGACCCAGAGCCUUAUUUCCAAAGUAGUCGGAGUAGCUCUGCAGACAGUCAUGGCAAAGAAAAUAAUAACAAAGAGAGGCUCCAAAAGGGCAUUAAAAACAAAGUCUAUGCCGACCAGCCUAGUGAUUUGCUCGAAGGAAUCUCAGACAUGUUUGUCUAUGCUGAUCUGAGCUGUAAUUUUGCGAAAAACAAUAAGAAAAUCGGCUGGGAUGUUCUAUCAAACUCGAUUUUGAACAAGCUUCAUCCGGGAAAUGCAAUUUUUACCCAACAACUUUCCAAAAUGAAACUUGCGAAGGAAAACUUCAACAUUGAAACUAAGGAGAAAAAGGUCAGGAGGAAAUCUAAAACUCUUGCUUCCAAAUCUUCAUUCUCAACGAAUAAAAUUCCUGAUCUAAGCACUUUGAAUGAAUGCCAGAGUGGCAUUGCGAAGGAAGUCUGAAAAUUGAAUGAUAAUUUUAAGAAGACAACUGAAAACUUUCAUAAUAUGCCCUGCAAAGAGAAGACUCUCAAGAGACCUGCAGGCGGUAGAAUUUAUGGACACAUAAAGUCAAGAUACAAGCUCGCUCUUGCAAAGGUCAGAAAUGGGAAAGACACUAAAUAAGAGAUUAAGAAGAUUCACCAGGAAUGGAAGAAGGGUAAGACCUUCUUCAGCUUGCUCCAGUCCUACUAAACUCGGAAGAUCCUACGACUCUAUACAAGAUGCUCAGUGCUCAGAAGUAGACGAUACCUUCACCAUAACUAAAAUAGGAGUUGAUGAACAUGUGCCAAUGCGGGAGGUUAGAGAUUACUCUAAUAUUGGAGGAAAUACCUCGCAGAACCAAAUUUGAAAUACCACUACAAAAAGUCAGGAAAAAGGAUCUCUAAAACGUAGAAACUUAGCUAAAUUCUAUCCCCAAAAUUCAGCUCUCCAGAAGCCAAAAUCCCAGACAGAAAAGAAAAGAAGGAUCAGGAGAAGACUCAAAAGCGUGGGUGGGAAAAGGCUGGAAUUUGACUACUCAACUCUUGUAAAAAGAAAGAAUCAGCCUUAUUCAUACUUUCAAUCUUAUAUUUAG